This is a messenger RNA of Toxotes jaculatrix (banded archerfish), 7676 nucleotides long. RefSeq names its product MBT domain-containing protein 1-like. NCBI's taxonomy places the organism in Eukaryota, Metazoa, Chordata, Actinopteri, Toxotidae. Gene Ontology annotation, cellular component: nucleus. The coding region runs from base 95 to 2278 and encodes 727 amino acids. The transcript is spliced from 18 exons. Gene Ontology annotation, molecular function: zinc ion binding. The record is from RefSeq and is a predicted model, not a curated record. Gene Ontology annotation, biological process: regulation of DNA-templated transcription.
GAUAAUUUUGUUGAUAUGUCUGCCGCUGCGUUUUAAUGAUUAAUUCUGCGGAUUUUGGUGUUUCAGACAGACUGUCCUCCCGUGGUCCGUCCUGAUGGAAAACCCCAGAGACCUGGUGGAGCGUCCGUCCAGGAAGCGCAGGGACUCCUUUGGGAUGUUGGACGGUUUGGAGGAGGACCGGAGCAGCUGCAGCACCGAGUCCAGCGGGGGCAGCGGAGCCUCCAGCCCCGAGGACAGUGAGGACGAAGAGUUAGGAGGAGGAGGAGGAGGAGGAGGGGUAACUCAACUCACACCCACCUCCUCCUCCUCCUCCCUGACACUCAUCAAGACCAAUGGACAGGUGUACACCUAUCCUGAUGGGAAGGCAGGCAUGGCGACAUGCGAGAUGUGUGGCAUGGUGGGAGUCAGAGACGCUUUCUACAGCAAAACCAAACGUUUCUGCAGCGUCUCCUGCUCCAGGAGUUACUCAUCCAACUCCAAGAAGGCCAGCAUCCUCGCCAGACUGCAGGGGAAGCCUCCCACUAAAAAGGCCAAGGUUCUUCAGAAACAGCCUCUGAUGACCAAACUAGCUGCCUACGCUCAGCAUCAAGCCAGCCAGCAGAGCGGAGUGAAAAAGAGCGUUCCUGUGGAGGUGUUUGACUGGGGUCGUUAUCUCGGAGAUGGAGAUGUGAUGGGAGCUCCGGUCAGCUGCUUCAAACAUGUCCCGAUGGGGAAGCUGUGGGGCGACAUCAGUGAAGGCGUUCGGGUCGAGGUCCCAAACACGGACAGUGGUCUGCCCAUGAAGGUUUACUGGAUCGCUGGUGUCAUUAAACUGGCUGGUUUUAAAGCUCUGCUGCGGUACGAAGGUUUCGACGGCGACUCCACCAGAGAUUUCUGGUUGAACCUGUGUGUGCCGGACAUCCACCCAGUCGGCUGGUGUGCUGCUGGAGGAAAACCUCUGGUUCCCCCUCAGACCAUCCUGCACAGGUUCACCAACUGGAAAACCUUCCUGAUAAAACGACUCACGGGAUCCAAGACGUUGCCGCCGGACUUCACCUCCAAGGUGCAGGAGAGUAUGCAGUUUCCCUUUAAGAAGCAAAUGAGGGUGGAGGUGGUGGAUAAGACUCACCUGUGUCGGACUCGGGUGGCUCUGGUGGAACAGGUGAUCGGCGGCCGUCUCCGUCUGGUGUACGAGGAGUGUGAUGACGGGACAGAUGACUUCUGGUGUCACAUGUACAGUCCUCUGAUCCACAGCAUCGGCUGGUCCCGAUCCAUCGGACACCGCUUCAAGCGAUCGGAUGUGUCGAAGAAGCUGGAUGCUCAGGUGGACGCUCCUGGACAGCUGUUUGCCAAGGUGAAGGAGGUGGAUCAGAGCGGUCCAUGGUUUGAGGACGGGAUGAAGCUGGAGGCCAUCGACCCUCUGAAUCUGUCUGCCAUCUGCGUGGCCACGGUCAGGAAGGUCCUGGCUGACGGGUACCUGAUGAUCGGUAUCGAUGGUUCGGAGGCGGCUGACGGUUCAGACUGGUUCUGUUAUCACUCCACCUCACCCUCCAUCUUCCCCGCCGGCUUCUGUGAGAUCAACAGCAUUGAGCUGACCCCCCCCAGAGGUUACACCAACCUCCCCUUCAGGUGGUUUGAGUAUCUGAAGGAAAGCAAGUCUGUGGCUGCUCCAGUCAACCUAUUCAACAAGGACGUCCCCAACCACGGUUUCCGUCCCGGGAUGAAGCUAGAGGCCGUGGACCUCAUGGAGCCGCGGCUGGUGUGUGUUGCCACGGUGACCCGCAUUGUCCACCGGUUGCUACGGAUACACUUUGACGGCUGGGAGGACGAGUACGACCAGUGGGUGGACUGUGAGUCCCCUGACCUGUACCCGGUCGGGUGGUGUCAGCUGACUGGAUACCAGCUGCAACCUCCCGCUGUUAACGCAGGUUCCAGAGAACUACAAUCAGCAGCGUCCAAACAGAGGAAGAAAUCCCAGCACUACAAGGGACAAAAGAAAAAGAGGAAGUUGCCCAUCGCUAAGCGACCUGUCAGUCUCUCCAGUGCUGUGGUAACAGGCGUCCCCAGGAACCUAUCAGGAGACGAGAAUGAGACUCCGCCAGAUUACCCAUCACCCCCUACUCCUGCCUCAGCAGCGCAGCCCCUCUCAGCAGACCCAGAGAGCAGCCCUAAUACUGAGGGGGGUGCAGGUUCACAGGUUAAAGAGGAGAAUGCUGAAGGGACAGAGUUAUGUUCUGAAAGGACUGAAUCAGAAACCAACGGAUCCUCUGGAGAUUUCUUCACCAACCAGAACCAGUAGUAGGCCUCAUCCAUCCCUCUUUGCCUUUAACACUCCAACCAUCCAUCCCUCACUUUUCUAGAACUGCCUCAUGAAAGAAUCUACUGUGAUUACAUCAGAUUUUUAUUUUUUGGACAUGCUUUAAUCAUAUGAAUUUUUAAUGACCACUGCAGCGAUACCACGUCUCUUCGGUCAAAAACCCAUUUUUAGCCCGUGUGAACACAUUAGUGUCCAGUCCUGCCGACCGUUCUCCGUCUGUCCAUCCACAGUUUUUACUCCUCAGUGUUUCCCUCUUUCUCUUUGUGCCUGGUCAGAUUCAUUCGCACACGUUUGUGAAAUCCUAAGCCGUGCUGGCUGCUUGGAGAUGUAGUCAGAGCAGUAGUUAUUAUUAGUUCAUCUUUGGUGGAUGAUAUUUGUAUUUUUUAGACUAGCUAUAUUUAAACUGACUUCUUCAAGGUUAGCAAAAAGUAAAAGAUUUAGAAGUUCCCCACAAGGAUUUAAUUUCUAAUAACUAAAUCGAAAUGGGUAACACUUACGCCCAUUCAACAUUUUAUUUUAUUUAUUUAUUUAUUUUAGCUUAAAUUUCAUCAUCGUCAUUGGUGGUGUGACCGAGCCAUCAUCAUUUUCCAAACACCCUCUUGUCAUCUCCCUUUUUUUUUUUGGCAAAACACUUUUCCUUACAUUGAUUUCAUUGCCACGUGGGAAAAUGGCCCUACUUCUGUCUGAAGUAUCACUUCACCCCCUCAGACUCUUCUGACUGAGCAAACUGGACAAAGAAGACCAGAAUACAGAAACGAGUGAAGAAGAAAAAGAAUGUAAAGAAAGACAGGCGCAGUAGCUGUCUUGGUUCCUCUGAGAAAAAAAGGAUCAACAGAAGAAAAAAAAGGUAAAACUUUUGUAUAAUGAUUUUUCAUUUUUGCCAAGAUCUUUGUUCUUUGUACGUGUUUGUGUGGUGUGUUUGAGGCUCAAAAUUCAAUGUGAUAAUAUUAAUACUGAAUGCUGUGUAAUGUCAUGUUGAGAUUAGCAGUCAUUUAAAACCAGUGUAUGUGUUUGUUAAUGUGUGUGUGAAUGCUGUGGUUUGGAUUCUGGACUGAUGAAUUGUCCAGAUGCCACAAAACAAGAAACCAGCCAACAAGGGCUUGUGGCAAUUACUGUUCCUGUUUUUUGAAUCUGAAUGUUUUUGAAUCUGCUGUGUUACAGAAUCAUGUUCAGCAGGAUUCUCCUGCUAUUAGAACUAAAAUUCAAAUAAUAUAAUCAUUAGAUGGAGUAUAUUGUUAGUGUGUGCUCAGCAUCAGUCAGGCUGAAAGUUUAGCUGAAGGUGUUUCCUCCUACAUUAUUUUUUCCAAAAAUCACAGUAAUUAUAGCAUAUGGCUAUAGUAAAUGCAAUAAAUCAAUAAAUAAUUUUCAGUACUGGUGCCAAUUUGAUAGGGAUUUUGAGGACCAAUGCUAAAAUGUUCAACACUUUAAAAAGGUAGCCUUUGAAUGCAUAGUUUGUGGUCAUCACACAAUAUAAAAUAUAAUAUAAAAGUAAUAAAAUUGUUAUUUAAGUCAGCCAGCGUCUAGCUAUCCAGGAACAUGCUUUACUCCCCCGUCGUGUUGUGUUCUUCGUCAUUCGUUCAGUAGAUUUACAUGAAGAGGAAAAAAACACUCUAAGCUUGCUAGCUGAUUUGCUAACUAUCAGCUAGCAAGCUUGUUAGCUCAGUUAUUAAUGGAAAUAUAGUUAACAGAGGCAUUUUUGUAUUGUUAGCUUUAUAGCUGUGACUAAGCCACGUCUUUGUUAUGGAGCAGUUUAUUCUCCAUCAUCAGGAUAAAUAAAACCGUAUCUUAGCCAGUAAGUUACGUUAGCUUCGUCCGUUUUUGACUGUUCAUUCGCAUGUCAGUGUUCCUCAAAGCCGAACAUAACUUAGAAGAACAUUCACAAGGAUUUACUUUGCCCUGCGAUAAAAUCCACUGAUCGUGCUGAAUCCUUCUCCACAACAUUAAAAUUAAAAGCUGGUGAGACCAAGCCUUCAGAAUGUGUUUGAUACAGAGUUAAAUUAUUUGUUUGUGUUUAUACCACAUUUACUUGUCUGUUUUUGUUACAUAAACUAAUAUGAUAUGCAAAUCUGAUAUGCUGAAACUUUAAAUGAUACCCAGGCUUGUACUCAUCCUUUUUUAAGAUCAAAUCAGACACAAAUUUGUUAAUAUGCAAAGAAUGUAUGUUUUUAUUUUUUCAACUGCAGCAGUGUGAAGUGUAAAAAGGUGUAAGGGUCACAGAUAAAAUCCCCGUAUCACUUUUAGAAAGAUUAAACAUAAUACGAUAUCUUCUCUCAAUACACAACAAAAUACAUCUUAGAAGUUAAUAGUUCAGCAGCUAAAAGAGUUUUAUGUACAUCUGCACUCAUUAACUAUUGAUACCUCACAAAAAAGUAUUAAAUAAGAAUUAAUGAUAAAAAUUUAUGACAGAGAUUAUUUCAAAAACACAGAUUGUAAUAAUAUAUUUGAUUAAAAGAAAACUAUACUAAAGAUUAUCACAUUCUGAAAAACUGAUGGUAAACAACAUGAAAUAUAAGUUAAUUUGAUUAACUACUUCAAAACUUCUUGAAAUGCAGUGUUAUUAUACAAACAAAGAUUUUGAAUGAUUAAGUUAUUUAUGAUUUAGGAAAGGGCACUGCAUCCACCAAAAGAUGUUAUACCACUGGAUGUUAAUGUGCUGAAACAGGCUAAAAAUAACCAUUAUUUUCAUCAUAGAUUAAUCUGCAGAAGACAAAAAGAAAGUGAAGAGAUGCAUUUUAAAGAUGAUUUUUAUCUGAGUUAGCGAGGCUGAAGAAAGACUCUUCUGUCAGCCGUGGAGUAAACAGUGCUGACGGUAACGGCUCAGUAUCUCCACAUAUUGAUUUGAACUUUUUCUCUCUGUGACGUUCAUCGUUAGUUCUGUUUCCACCUGUGUAAAUCCGAAUAUGUCAAGAGUGUGCAGAGAAAAUAAGAUGGCAGUAGUGUAAUUUAUAAAUACAUAUAAAUAUAUAUAAAUAAAUACUGAGUGAUUUUGAAAGUGACUAUUCCCCAGUUUGUUUCAAAUCACCGUUGUGUCCGUUGUGUGUCACUGGCCUGUUUUCAGUAGUUUGUAAAAAUGUUAACCAAAAUUAAAACCUGUCCAAUCUCAUAUGUAGUCAAAAGAAGAUCCAAGGGCCAAGAGGGGACCUUGAAGGUCCCCUCCUUUGCUAGUUAACACAGAGCAAACAGUGCAGAUACAUAAUACUGAAGCAGCUACAGUGUAAGCGACAGUCUAAUCUAUUUAGCAGUGUUAAUUUUGUCAAUGACAAAAAUAUUUGAGGACAAACUUUUUUCCACAAAAGAGCAAGAUUAAAACUAAAUAAAAACUACACUUCAGCAACAACUGUGACCAAGUUUAAACAUUUUUCUGUGAAUAAAACCAAAACAUGAAAGACAAAUGAACUGCAGAAAAAUGUUCAAAUGCAUCACGUCUGUGAAAUCACAUAUUUUACCUCCUGAGCAAAUAAAACUAAUAAUCAUCAAAUGACUAAAACACCUAACAUUUGUGUAAAAAUAUUAAAGCUAAAUGAAAAUCAAAGUGCCAAAGUUAACAUUGCUAAUUAGUUUCUAAUGUAAGCUUGGUCUGUUUUAAUCUAGUUUAAUCUAAUCUAAUCUUGAUGUAUGUUCUUUAGCAGAGAAAGGUAUGGAAACACACAAACGCUCUUAGUGGAAAACAUGAAGAACUUGAGUGUGUGUGUGUUACAAACUCAGUUGUGUGAGCCUGCAUCAGUCUGAGCAUCUUACACACUUAACCAGUAGCUGUUUUUUUUUUUUUAAUUCCACACUUGUUAGUCGCACUAUGCUGUGUAUGUUGUCUGUGUUUGCUGCCUUUUUGUAUGUGAAUCACCAAUAACGUCAGGCUGUCUUAUUUGUAUUACGGUGCUAUCUAUUGAUGAUAUAUACACAUUUGAUAAUUUUUCUAUGGGAUGAUUUUGACAAACCGUCUUGUGACCCUGGUGAAGAAGUUGUUCUUGUAUUUUGGACGCAGCUGUUUGCAGUAGAUUUUGUAUCAGGAGAAAAUGACUGAUGUGUUUUAAAGGGGAAAAGUGCUCCGUUUAAAGGAUUGUGUGCUGUGACCCGAGUUGAUGAUCUGAAUCCUUGAAUUUAGUGGUCUCUGUCAGUUUGGGAUGUUUUUGUGUAUAUCAGCAGUGGGAGGGAGGGGGUUUCAUAAGAUUUUUGAGGGUUUCAAAGUGACUUACUAAAUGACAGUGUUUUCUUAGACUGUGGUUUGACAAAGACAAAAAUAACAAUACAAAUAAAUAUGAAAUAAAAUAUAAAAUAUUGUUUUAAAGAGUCUGGAAGCUGAGACUAUCAGUGGUUGCAUUUUAGUUUUUCAUGCUUGUAAAUCUUGUGACAGUUUCUUUGUGACUACAGCUGAAAACAUCUGUUCCCAGGUGUUGAUUCAAUGAGAAGGUUAUGUAUAUUUAUCGUUAUAUAGUUUAAUGGUGAUCAGGAUUGGUCUUCAGGUUCAGAACUGUAUUUUCAGAUAAAAAGACCUGAUACGAUAGAGACCUGAGGCCUUUCAGAUAAUGUAAACACACAUUGGUAACACAUUGAUAAUCUGUAGUUUUCCAGAAUCAUCCAUGUCAGCAUUUCUUGUCUUGGACUACGGUUGUAUCACACUGACCAGAGACCUCCAGCAGUAGAUUAGGACUGUACCAGACCUGAUUAGACUAAAUAUAAUUAGAAUCCGGCUUAAAUCAGGUCCUGAGUAGUUCAGUUAUUAAGAAACAUGAUUUGCCAUCUCAGGAAAACGAAAUAUUUAAAUCACGAUUACAGAAAACUUUUAUGUUGAGAUUACGGGGUAUCUAACGAACCUCGCUAAACUAUUAGCAACCACAGCCACUCCCAGCUUCUGAUGACAACUUGGGCUGUUUUACAAACACUUUUUCCCUGUGGUACAGGACUAUUUUCCAGAUAAGCAAAUAAGCUUUUGUCUCAUGUUCUCUUGCCGUCUGUAAAUGUCAACUUCAUUUAUCCUGCAAAACCUGCAAGGCAGAGCCAACAGAGCUGACAAAACAUAUACCUGAGCUCUGCAGAGCCAAACCAAGACUGAUGUGUUUCACAAUGUGCCAGUGGAUGAAAAUGUGAGGUUUGAAAAAUCUGUUUGUGUCCCACACUGAUGAGGUUAAUGAAAACCUGUCCAUACUGUUCAUGUUAUAUUGUCCACAUGUUCCUGCUGUGGACAUGAUGUUUACUCUCUUAUCAAGACAUACUAAUGUUUUAAAAAAUAUAUAGAUAUAGAUCUAAAUACUGUAAAUGUAUGACAAAAACAUGUAGUUAUGUCCUGAUGUUAACUCUCAUGAAGCUUUUUUAAAAAAAAAUACAUUGUACAAUUUUUUGGCAGCAUGAUUGUGAAGAAAUUACAUUUAGGUGUAAAAUAAAU